UCUGAAUUUGAUGUGGCGCUAGCAGAGAGAGGAGUGUGGAGAAAUUAGCGCGGCUGAAAAUGCACUAGUAAACAUUCGGACCUUGAACUCUUUGCUUCCCUCGCAGCUAUCAACAGCAUCACCACCUUCAUCCCACAUCAUCUCGACGCUGUCCUUCGAUUCGUCAAGAUGUCAAACCCACAGGAUGCAUGGAAGAGGCUUCAACGGAUGGCCAGUCAGGCUGGCAAGACUGGUGGCCCUUCACCAAAGGGAAUGGCCGGAGGAGUCGGAGGUCUGAUUCUUCUGGGAGGAGCUUUAAUGGUCGGAAACAAUGCGCUUUUCAACGUCGAUGGUGGUCACAGAGCUAUCAAAUAUACGAGAGUAGGCGGUGUGAGCAAGGAGAUCUACGGGGAAGGAACUCAUUUCAAGAUCCCAUGGUUUGAGACUCCGAUAGACUACGAUGUGCGAGCGAAGCCACGCAAUGUUGCUUCUCUUACUGGAACAAAGGAUCUGCAGAUGGUGAACAUUACAUGCCGUGUCCUCUCGAGACCACGAGUUGAUGCUCUUCCACAAAUAUACCGAACGCUUGGCACAGACUACGAUGAGAGAGUUCUACCUUCAAUCGUCAAUGAGGUGCUGAAGAGCGUGGUGGCACAGUUCAAUGCUUCUCAAUUGAUCACUCAGCGUGAGAACGUUGCGAGAUUGGUUAGAGAGAACCUGUCGAAGCGUGCGGCGAGAUUCGAUAUCAUGUUAGAUGAUGUCUCUUUGACACACCUCGCAUUCUCCCCAGAAUUCACAGCCGCCGUCGAAGCCAAGCAAGUAGCUCAACAAGAAGCCCAACGAGCCGCCUUCGUCGUCGACAAAGCCCGACAAGAGAAGCAAGCUAUGGUCGUCCGCGCCCAGGGAGAAGCCCGCUCUGCUGAGCUUAUUGGAGAUGCUAUCAAGAAGUCCCGCUCAUACGUCGACUUGAAGAGAAUCGAGAACGCCCGAGCGAUUGCACAGAUCUUGCAGGAUGCUGGUGGUAGAAAUAAGGUGUACUUGGAUUCCGAGGGCUUGGGUCUGAACGUCGUGGAGGGGUAUGAGGAUAAGAAUAAAAAGUAAUGGAUGGGUCGGUAAUUGGGGAGGCAUGGAUGGAAAGACAAAACUCUCCACUGUAUUCGAGCGAUAGCCGUGUAUUUUAUAUUGAAAGAUGCUUGCACUGUGUAUGUGGAGCUUGGUCUGGAUUUUUGACUUUCUUGAUUGAUGUCCUGUGUGAGGUUAUCAGUUGUGGUGCAUAGGACACCACUUGAGUGUUUGAGCUGUGUAUGGAGUGGCCUCAUACCAUUUCAGAACCUCUGGCUUUCCGAGCCCCGAACAAAAAAAAACAUUGAGACAGGCGCAGCUCAACAUGGGCUCAACAUGGACGAAAGUCAUGCCACGAUCACCAGAGACAUCUCGGAACCAAAAUGCGCACACUUGUAACACAACAGAGUUCUCCAUGUCAACUUGAUGUACAGUGAGUCGGAAGUUGGGCUUCAGAUUCUCCGCUUAAUAUGACCUUGUCAGCAUAAUCCAAAUUCAAACUUAC
Molecule: messenger RNA, 1546 nt
Organism: Cadophora gregata
Lineage: Eukaryota; Fungi; Ascomycota; Leotiomycetes; Helotiales; Ploettnerulaceae
Gene: PHB2
Product: Prohibitin-2, subunit of the prohibitin complex (Phb1p-Phb2p)
Exons: 3
Coding region: 169-1080 (303 amino acids)
Biological process (GO): mitochondrion organization
Cellular component (GO): mitochondrion; membrane
Source: RefSeq, a predicted model, not a curated record